CUCCUCCGCGACCCAGCCAGCAACGCUGCUACAAUACCAUCACACGUCGUCAGUUCCUGCUCGAAAAUGGUUGCACGAGCAGCAAUUUUGUCAGUCGCCUUGACGACCAGCGUGUGCUCGGUCGGCGAGGCCUUUGUGACGCCCAACAUCGCAGUAGUGCCAGGCGGGGCGUUUUCGUCUCACAGAGCAGCACAGGCCGCACGCCCGAGACGACCAGCAGCUCCUGCUGCUAAACCAGCCCGUAGCGGACGCGAUGAUGCCCCUCUCAUGUCGACAUCCACCGACCUGAAGGAGUUGGGGCUGACCCCGGAGCUGGAAAGGUUGACGAAGGUGUUCAGGUCUUGCCCCACGGACAAGAUGCGACAGAUGCAGCUCCUACACCUCGCGCAAAUGGGCGACAAGAUGGACCCGGCUCUCCAGACAGAGGAGAACAAGGUCUUGGGGUGCCUCUCGACCGUGUACGUUGCGGCGGAGGUGAAGGACGGCCUAAUCUACUACUCCACGGACUCGGACGCGAUGAUCACCAAGGGGUUGGCUGGCCUUCUCGCGAUGGGCCUUUCCGGUAACUCGCCGGAGGCCAUCCAGACCGUCAAGCCAGAGUUCAUCCAAGUGGCCGGCCUUCAGGCCAGCCUCACUGCCGGGCGAAACAACGGGUUCAUCAACAUGCUACGAACGAUGAAGGGGAAGGCGCUAGCGUUGGGCGGCGAGUCGGCCAUCCGCGCAGCUGUGGAGCAAGCAGCCCCGGCGGCGGAAGCAGCGGCGCCGGAGGAGGCGGAGGAAAGCGGGACGAUGGCGUCACGGAUAACAGAAAGGCUGCAAAAGCUGGAGCCGUUGGAGCUGGUCAUCGAGGACGAGUCAGGCGGGGAAGAGUCCAAGUUCAUGAUUAAAAUCGUCAGCAAAUCCUUCGAGGGCCUGACGCUGUUGAAGCGGCACCGAUCCGUGUACGGCCUCAUGGCCGACGAAAUGAAAAUAGUACACGCGGUUACCCUAGACACGAAGACGCCCGAGGAGGCAGGAAUGUAGGGUGGAGGAUGCUGCCGUGUGAGCGUUUAGUCGCGAGCCUGGGUUGGCUUGCAAACUUUGCGUUGACUUGCAACACUAUUGUCGGUCUAAUGUGGGCUGUCUACUACGGCAGUCACGUGCGGUUAGCAUGACUCUUGUGAUGUUUUCGCGCGACUUCGUGCUUUUUUUUUGCGCCUCGCUGCAUGCGUUUGUCGAGAGGGGUGUGUAAUUGUUCCUGUGGAACACUGUGUACGAAGAGCUUUGGGUUUGAUUUUCGAUGCGCAGGGUGGGAGCAAUGUGUACGAGUGUGUUAUACAAUUGGUACUUUCGCCUGGUGCAGCUAGCCGUCCUGCACGAAUUGACUGAUAACGAAUUUUCCUUUCGCUCUAUCCGGGAAUGAGAAUUGUAUGAUUCUCCAGGCAGUUUUUUCCCUCACGAGUGAAGACCAUCCAUGCCUAUCAUAGCAACGUAUUAGUGGUAGUAUUUUCUCAUACAUCGUGAACAUCAUCACACGUCCUGCGUUGUACAGUAUAAGGGCUCCUGUUUCUCGCCUGCCUCGUUCGUGCCACCCGGACCGCCUACUACGCAGGAUGUUAAUAUCGUCGAGAGAAAGAAUACGGCGGGAGCAGACAGCCCCUGACUCUAGCCCCAACCCUACCCUCGAUACGGAUUGGAAGUUGGUCCCAUAUGUGUGUUUCAUCUACGUUGCCGAGUAUUCCACUAUGUCGCCCGCCAACCCAGAUUUUUCGUGUCCCCCUUGUACACGGUACGGGCACUAGGUCAACGCAUCGCUUCCGCUU
Messenger RNA from Ectocarpus sp. CCAP 1310/34, 1802 nucleotides. The record is from the annotation of a GenBank genome assembly. Lineage: Eukaryota; Phaeophyceae; Ectocarpales; Ectocarpaceae.